Molecule: messenger RNA, 557 nt
Organism: Aphis gossypii (cotton aphid)
Lineage: Eukaryota; Metazoa; Arthropoda; Insecta; Hemiptera; Aphididae
Exons: 4
Coding region: 21-557 (178 amino acids)
Source: RefSeq, a predicted model, not a curated record
UUGCAUUUUUAUUUUAGUUGAUGGCUUUAGCUCAUUUGCUAGCUACUGAAGAACACCAUCAUGGUAAUUCAUAUUCAAUUCUAUUGGGAUUUAGAGUUGUACAAGAUCUUGUUACUGAAUAUAACAUAGAAAAUGAAUUGCAUGAUUUAAUGAGAUACUAUGAACGGUUUUGGAUAGAUACUGUAAAUCCAGCAAGAUUUACAGUGUGCAGGCUCCAAUAUAGAACCAACAACUAUAUAGAAUCUUACCAUGCAUCACUCUUAAGACUAAUGGGUCAACAUCCACCACUGUAUAGAUUCUAUGAUCACUUGAGAACAAUUGAAGAGAGGGCCCGGAAUGAUUUUGGAAGAGCAGUAAAUGGACAAAGGGUACGGCAAGCAAAUAACAGAGCUUCCUCGCACAAUGAUGCAACAAUUAGAAAUGCAUGGGUAAAUGUUCGUAAUCGUACAUAUAAUUUGCGGGACUUCAUACAAAAUAUAGCGUACACACCUGAGCAGCUACUCAGACAUGAAAUCGGGGAGCCCAAUUUUGCACACCGUAAGUUAAAUAUAAAAUAA